Messenger RNA from Kockovaella imperatae, 717 nucleotides. RefSeq names its product copper zinc superoxide dismutase. Gene Ontology annotation, molecular function: copper ion binding; superoxide dismutase activity. The record is from RefSeq and is a predicted model, not a curated record. NCBI's taxonomy places the organism in Eukaryota, Fungi, Basidiomycota, Tremellomycetes, Tremellales, Cuniculitremaceae. Bases 122 to 586 code for a protein of 154 amino acids. Gene Ontology annotation, biological process: removal of superoxide radicals. The transcript is spliced from 8 exons.
AGGUCCAGCGGGGUUGGGUUGAAAAGGCCUCAUCCUCGCCAUUCGCUUCUCUACUUUCUUGCCUCAUCUCUCUCAUCUCAACGGGAUCUAUCAACACUUCUUAUCGUAGCUAUUUGCAACCAUGGUCAAGGCCGUCGCUGUCCUCAAGGGAGACUCUUCCGUUUCUGGAGUCAUUACCUUUACUCAAGAUGCCGAGGGUUCCCCAGUGACUGUAUCUGGAGACAUCAAGAACCUCUCUGCGAACGCCGAAAGGGGAUUCCACAUCCACGAAUUCGGUGACAACACUAACGGCUGCACCUCUGCUGGAUCCCACUUCAACCCUAACAAGAAGAACCACGGAGGUCCAGACGAUGAAGAGAGACACGUCGGAGACCUCGGAAAUGUCAAGACUGAUGGAUCUGGUAACGCCAGCGUCAACAUCACUGACAAACACAUCUCCCUCUUUGGCGCCCAUUCGAUUAUCGGUCGAUCCGUCGUCGUUCACGAAGGUACCGAUGAUCUCGGAAAGGGCGGGCACGCCGACUCGCUCAAGACUGGAAAUGCUGGUGGUCGAGCCGCCUGUGGAGUCAUUGGUAUCGCCAAUUAGGCUCAGAAAGGUGCACGAUGAGCCGAGUGCUAUCUAAGGGAUGAAACGUAAAGGAUAAGUGCGAAGCCCAGUCGAGUCCAGUCAAAAGUUGGUAGUUGCGGUCAAGUAUGAAUGAAAGUCUUUCAAGGCGA